AUGCGGAAUCGACCCUAUCCAGUGCUCAAGUGCUCAAUUCUACUCGCUGCGCACCACCGCUACUCGCCGCACGAGCUCUACUCGACCGACGGCACCGAGGCGGGGUUCAAGGCGGGCGACUCUCGGCUCUCGGGCAACGAGAACAUGUGGCGGGGAGACCAGUUCGAGCCAGCGACGCGGCGGCGUGAGCGAUCGCUCAACUUUAAGCCGAACAAGGCGACGGGCGAGGAGGGCUUCCUCGGGCUGGCGGCCAACGCGGAGACGGCGCUGCAGACGGUGAAGGACAAGGUGCUGGCGGAGGAGGUGGCGGGCGAGGCGCUCGACUCGCUCUGUGCCGAGGGUGGCGUCGGUGGCGGUGACGGCCAGUGUCAUCCCUCUGAGGGCUCCGCGGAAGGGCUGCGGCACUUCUGCGUGGAGCGAGGGCUGCGGCACUUCGGCCUGCAUCGCGACGCGGUCGGCUGGCGCUUUCGCGAGUGGGCGCCCUCGGCUGCCGCCGCGUCGCUCGUCGGUGACUUCAAUGGAUGGGACGUGACGGCGCACCCGUGCGAGGAGGUCGGCGGAGGGGUGUGGGAGGCCUUGGUGAGGGACGACGACACGACGCUGCUCGCGCCGCUCCGCGUCGGCGCGAGGUUCAAGGUUGCGCUGCGAGGGCUCGCGGGCGGCGGCGAGGGAGGAGGCUGGGAGGGAGGAGGAGGCUGGGUGGUGUCGAUGCCGGCCUGGGCUCUGGAGGCGUGGCACGUGCAGCAGGACCCGUCUUCGUACGAGGUCUGCGCGCUGGUGCCGCGCAGCCUCGGCGGCUUUGCGUGGCAGCACGCCCGCCCGUCGCGGCCGCCCGGCUCGCUGCGCGUGUACGAGGUGCACGUGGGGAUCGCCACCGCGCGGGAGGAGGUUGGCCGCUGGUCCGACCUGCGCACGGACCUGCUCCCUCGCAUCGAAGAGCUCGGCUACACGGCGCUGCUGCUGCUCGGCCUGCAGGAGCACGGCUACUACGCCUCGUUCGGGUACCAGGUCACCUCGCCUCUCGCGCCGGCGGAGCGGUUCGGACCGCCCAGCGAGCUGCAGGCGCCUCGCCGAGCGCCUCGUCGGCACCUUCGCCCAGACACGCCCCAGACACUUUGCACCGGACCGCGGCGUGCAGGCGCUCGUCGACGCGGCGCACGGGAGGGGGCUCCUCGUGCUCGGGGAGAUGGUCCUCGCGCACUCGGCCUCGUCGUCUACCGGCAGGGAGGGCCUGCCGCAGCACGCAGGCGGAGGGCCCUACUUCCUGCCCGGCGAGGCAGGCCACCACCCGGGCUGGGGCUCGCGCCUCUUCGACUACUCUCGCACCGAGGUGCUGCGUCUCCUCCUCGCCACCAUCGCCCACUUCGCAGAAGCGUACCGCCUCGACGGCUUCCGCCUCGACGCGGCCUCGACUGUCCUGUACCGCCACCGCUGCCUCGGCCUCUCUCCGGCCCACUUUUGCGGCGCGCGCUACGAG
This is a messenger RNA of Emiliania huxleyi CCMP1516, 1477 nucleotides long. RefSeq lists its product as hypothetical. NCBI's taxonomy places the organism in Eukaryota, Haptophyta, Isochrysidales, Noelaerhabdaceae. Gene Ontology annotation, cellular component: cytoplasm. The record is from RefSeq and is a predicted model, not a curated record. The annotation marks the transcript as partial. Gene Ontology annotation, molecular function: hydrolase activity, hydrolyzing O-glycosyl compounds; 1,4-alpha-glucan branching enzyme activity. Gene Ontology annotation, biological process: carbohydrate metabolic process. The transcript is spliced from 8 exons.